AUGGCAAAAAAGGAUGCCAAACCAAGAUUGAUUUGGUGGGUUUUGUUGCAAGAGUUUAACUUUGAAGUCAAGGAUCGGAAAGGGACAGAAAAUCAAGUUGCGGAUCACCUAUCUAGGCUUGAGGAGGUAGGGACACCAAAAGAAGACCUUGAAAUCAAUGAUGCUUUUCCAGAUGAACACAUAUUGGCAUUAUCUAACACAUUUGCUCCUUGGUAUGACGACAUCGCUAACUUAUUGGUUAGUGACCUUGUUCCCGCUAGAUUGGAAGGUUAUCAAAAGAAAAAGUUCUUGGGGGAGUGUAGGCAUUACUAUUGGGAGGAACCCUUUUUGUUCCAUAUUUGUGCUGACAACAUCAUCAGGUGGUGUGUUCCGGAAGAUGAGGUAAUGCCAAUUCUCAAGGCAUGCCAUGAUUCUCCAGUUGGGUGUCAUCAUGGAGGAAAUCAGACGGUGGCAAAAGUUGAGGCAAUCACCUUACCUAACAAUGAAGUAAGGAGUGUGACCGCAUUUUUGAAGAAGAACAUAUUCACAUGGUUUGGUAUUCCAAGGGCCAUCCUGAGUGAUAGUGGGUCUCAUUUCUACAACAAGGCUUUCGUCGGGAUGCUUGAAAAGUAUCGUGUAAAGCACAAGGUGGCCACACCCUAUCAUCCUCAAUCGAGUGGUCAGGUUGAUGUUUCUAACAGAGAAAUCAAAAACAUCCUAGCUAAAACUUUCAAUGCAAACAGGACCGAAUAG
Molecule: messenger RNA, 732 nt
Organism: Nicotiana tabacum (common tobacco)
Lineage: Eukaryota; Viridiplantae; Streptophyta; Magnoliopsida; Solanales; Solanaceae
Source: RefSeq, a predicted model, not a curated record